AUGAGCGUCCUCCGCCGCCGGCUGCACUCGGCCGGGGUCCCGCAGCGGCGGCUGAGCGGCGGCGAGCGCCGGGAUGUGCAGAGGGAGAUCCUGGCCGUGCUGGGGCUGCCCGGCCGGCCCCGGCCCCGAGCCCCCGCCCGAGCCCCCGCCGCCGCCGCUCCGCUCUUCAUGCUCGAUCUGUACCACGCCGUGGCCGGCGAGGAGGAGGAGGAGGGUGAGGAAGCGGCGGUGUCGCGGCCGGUGCUCACCGGGCUCAGCACGCAGAGCCCCCCGCCCGGCAGCGUGGUGAGCCGGGCAGACACCGUGGUCAGCCUCGUCAAUAUGGUGGAGCAGGACCGGGACCUGUUCUCGCCCAAGCCCUACUGGAAGGAGUUCAGGUUCGACCUGACGCAGGUGCCGGCGGGAGAGGCCGUGACGGCCGCGGAAUUCCGCAUCUACAAAAGCCGCGGUGCUCCCAGGCACGCCAACAGCAGCCUCCAGCUCAGCAUCUACGAGGUGGAACCCCAAAAUUCCAACAGGGAAUCCGACCUGUUCCUGCUGGAUGUGCAGGACCUGCGUGCUGGGACAGAGGGCUGGCUGGUGUUUGAUGUCACAGCCGCCAGCAACCACUGGUCAGGGGAUCAGAAACACCACCUGGGGCUGCGGCUCUACGUGGAGACAGACGAUGGGCACAGUGUGGAUCCGGGCUCAGCCGGGCUCCUGGGGCGCCGGGGACCCCGCUCCAAGCAACCCUUCAUGGUGACAUUUUCCCGAGCCAAGCCCAGCCCUGGCCGUGUCACACGAGCGGCCAGACCCCCGAGGAGGCGGCAACACAAGAAAUCCAACGACCUCCCCCACCCAAACAAGCUGCCGGGGAUUUUUGACGAUGUCCACGUCACAGACGGGCGGCAGGUCUGCCGGCGCCACGAGCUCUACGUCAGCUUCCAGGACCUCGGCUGGCUGCCACGUUUGCUGGGGCUGACGGGCUCCAUCCAUCCCCAGGUCCACCUGAUGAAGCCUGAGGCCGUGCCCAAGGCGUGCUGUGCCCCCACCAAGCUCAGCGCCACCUCUGUCCUCUACUACGACAGCAACAACAACGUCAUCCUCAAGAAACAUCGGAACAUGGUGGUGAAAUCCUGCGGCUGCCACUGAUGGACAGGUCCCACUGCCACCCCUGGGUGUCCCAUUGUCACCCCUGGGUGUCCCACUGCCACCCCUGGAUGUCCCACUGCCACCCCUGGGUGUCCCAUUGUCACCCCUGGGUGUCACAUUGUCACUCUUGAGUGUCCCAUUUCCACCUCUGGAUGUCCCAUUGUCAUCCCUGGGUGUCCCAUUCC
Messenger RNA from Parus major (Great Tit), 1316 nucleotides. RefSeq names its product bone morphogenetic protein 8B-like. Gene Ontology annotation, cellular component: extracellular region. The transcript is spliced from 7 exons. Gene Ontology annotation, molecular function: cytokine activity; growth factor activity. The record is from RefSeq and is a predicted model, not a curated record. Gene Ontology annotation, biological process: SMAD protein signal transduction. Bases 1 to 1131 code for a protein of 376 amino acids. NCBI's taxonomy places the organism in Eukaryota, Metazoa, Chordata, Aves, Passeriformes, Paridae.